AUGUCUGGACGCGGAAAGGGAGGAAAAGGUCUUGGAAAAGGUGGCGCCAAACGUCAUCGCAAAGUUCUUCGUGAUAACAUCCAGGGCAUCACCAAGCCAGCCAUUCGUCGUCUUGCUCGUCGUGGUGGAGUCAAGCGUAUCUCUGGCCUCAUCUACGAAGAAACCCGUGGUGUCCUGAAGGUCUUCUUGGAGAAUGUAAUCCGUGACGCCGUUACCUACUGUGAGCACGCCAAGAGAAAGACCGUCACCGCCAUGGAUGUCGUCUACGCCCUCAAGCGUCAAGGCAGAACUUUGUAUGGUUUUGGCGGCUAA
Messenger RNA from Bursaphelenchus okinawaensis, 312 nucleotides. Lineage: Eukaryota; Metazoa; Nematoda; Chromadorea; Rhabditida; Aphelenchoididae. The record is from the annotation of a GenBank genome assembly.